AUGACAUUUCCCAAUCGCAUCAACUACAAACUGCGCUCUCGAGAGAAAUCCCAGCAAACUGCAACGGUGUCGCUCCACAACCAUGCACUGUUGCUGCUAGCACACAAACUCAUGGCCAUGAUCUCGCAGCCGGCGAAGCUCCUCGCCGCACUGAUAGUCGACUGCGACGAUAGGACAUCCGAGGACACGUUUUGGGCCAAGGCAACGGCGUACCAGCAUUCGGAGCUGCAAGGGCUUCCGACGGAUCUGAUGAUGUUGAAGGCGACGCUGUACUAUUGGCGAAUGUGGCAAUACGUCUGCGCCUCAUGCGUCGAAGCUGUGGUGUCCAUUGAAGAGAGCGCGAUGAGUCUGCCGCCGAAGCAGGAGGCGAGGUUGUGGACGUCUCUGCUGCAGAAACGCAGUGCCGCAUCCAUCUCGCCGCCAUUGGAGGACAAGUGCUCGGACGCGCUGUCGGAGGGCAUGAUCCUGUCGGGUGGUAGCGGCAUGGUCAAACGCUCGCGCAUCAACCGGAAAAGCAACGAGUUUCUCAUUGCGUGGUUUCUGGCGCACAAGGACAAUCCGUAUCCGUCCCCUGACGAGCGGGUGGAGAUCGCUGAGAAAACAGGGCUAGCCGAGCAGCAGGUACGUAACUGGUUUGCCAAUAUGCGUAAGCGCCACUGGAAACCCAACCGUGCCAACACCAAGAAGCCGCGCUGCCUCGUCGACUACAUGCUGCGGCAGACUGACGCCUGA
Phytophthora infestans T30-4 is the source of this 732-nucleotide messenger RNA. RefSeq lists its product as uncharacterized. The transcript has 3 exons. The record is from RefSeq and is a predicted model, not a curated record. Gene Ontology annotation, molecular function: DNA binding; DNA-binding transcription factor activity, RNA polymerase II-specific. The coding region runs from base 1 to 732 and encodes 243 amino acids. Gene Ontology annotation, biological process: regulation of DNA-templated transcription. NCBI's taxonomy places the organism in Eukaryota, Oomycota, Peronosporomycetes, Peronosporales, Peronosporaceae.